AUGAAACUCCCCAUCCACAGCAGACUGUCGUUCUCCGCGUUGUUCUGUGCGGCGUUGGUGCUCCUUGCGGAGGCGCGCAAGGUCCCGAAAUGCUCCGUCUCGCCGUUGGGAGUCGGGAAGGACGAUACGGACCAGGUUCUUGCGGCGAUCGAGAAGUGCGGGCAGGGCGGACAUGUGACGCUCGAAGAAGGCUCCUUCAACAUCACACGGAAGAUGACAUGGAACCUGGCCGGCUCGACGGUCGAUUUAUACGGCUCUCUCAGUUUCGUUCCGGACAUCGACUACUGGCUCAACGCGAACAACACCUACCGCGUCGUCUUCAUCCAAAGCCAGGCUUCGUGGUUCGUCGUCACCGGACACGACUUUGUCAUCGACGCACACAACGUCGGCGGGAUCCACGGGAACGGGCAGCCCUGGUGGAACCACUUCACCAGCGUUCCGCGACUCGAUGGCGACGGGCGGCCCAUUUCCUUUACGGUCUACCAAGCCCAGCACGCCAAGAUCCGCAACUUCCGCAUCGAGUCGCCGCCCUUCUGGUGCAACACGGUCGCCGAGUCGAAGGAUGUGAUUUACGACGGGAUGCUGUGCAACGCCACGAACACGAAUGCGACGUUUUUCGGGACCAAUAUCGUGCCCAACACGGACGGAAUCGACACCUACCGGAGCGACAACGUCUCGCUGUUGAACUGGGAUGUCACGUGUGGAGAUGACUGCCUCGCGGUCAAAGGCAACACGACCAAUCUCACCGUCAAGAACGUUGUCUGCCGGGGCGGAAACGGGGUCGCGUUCGGGUCGUUGGCUCAGUAUGUGAACCUUACGGAUAUCGUUGACACUGUUCAUAUGGAAAACAUCACCAUGACCCGAAUCAACACCACCAUCCAACCGAACAUGAAGAACGGGAUCUACUUCAAGUCGUGGGACGGCACGGUCAACGGUGCACCUCCAACAGGUGGAGGUGGAGCCCCCGGCUACGCCACGAACAUAGUCACCCGGGACAUCGUCCUCGAUCGCGUCGACCGACCCAUGACCAUCUCCCAGACCAACGGCGGUCACAGCGGAGACCGACCGUCUAUUUUUAAAUUCGGGAACAUCUCGUUCGAGAACUGGUCCGGCACUGCGCUGUCGAGCACAGUCGUUGCGCUGGAGUGUAGCUCCGCCGUGAAUUGCACGAACAUCCACUUCUCGGCGUUCAAUGUGUCUCUGCCAGCGGGUGUCACCCCGAAAAACAUCUGCCAGAAUGCCGUGAACGUGACGGGGUUGAAUGUAUGUCCGUGAACUUGACAACGCUUCCUUUGUCACGGGCACCAUGAGUAGCAGAGGCGAACCGGAGAGAUAGGACGAGGAAAAAUAUUGAUACUUCUUUGUGCAGAAUCAAUGAAUCCCUGGAUUUAUACGCAAUGUGAAUACAGAAUGAAUUACAAAAUUUGUGUGAAGUCUCCUCACAUCUUCGAAAAACUCGUUCAACCGCUGUCUAAUUCAAGUUAAGCCUUGCGUGGGAAACCUGCCAUCCGGCGAUCUGGCCGGGGAUCAUCGUCUGCUAAAAUGAAAAUUCUCGCUAAAUCCUUGGCGAAAAGCGUGACUCGAAUCCAGGCCUAUCUCCUGGGUACUUAUGUACACAAACUCCAAGCGGGGUCACAAGGUCAUUAUGUCCAGGCUCGCCGCUCAUGACCCCCCCUUCCUCCCGACCCUCUUCGGCACUUCCGCACACGAAACGCACGGCAGCAGUUGCCAGAAUCACAGGCCAGCGAUCUGUCGUUUGCUGGCCUUAUACUAGCUCCGAGUCGGAGUUGGAAGUCGUCUGCAUCGCCCGCCUGACCCAGUUUCUCCGAUGAAGCCACCCACUAUUCGCAACCCGGCGGCACCGUGUGUCAUUCGCGUGCCGAUAAGCGUCUAGGCGUCUCUGUAUAAAACCCACCCAUCGCGUCGACCCGGAGGACCCCCCACUACUCUCGAAAGCCAUGCGGCGCGUCUCCCUGCUCGUCCUGCUCGUCGGCCUCGCGGUGCGCGGGCAAGACGUCCCCGUGUACACCGACGCCGCGCUCGCCGCGCAGUGGGAGAACUGGUCCUGGGGCAGCACGAUCGACUUCGCCGCGACGGACCUGCGCGCGGGCGCGGCGGGCAGCAGCAUCAGCGUGAGCUCCGGCGCGUACAGCGCGCUCUCGGUCAAGUACGACGGCGGGCUGCUCGGUGGGUAUGCGGGCAUGAAGUUUGAUAUCGCGGGGAGUAACCCCGAUUUGACGAUAUCGCUGUCGUCUACUGCGGACGGGACGACGUCCCCGAGCAUCCCGCUGUCGGCGCUGAGCACCGCGGUCAACGCCACGGCCUUCACCACGCUGUUGAUCAACUUCAAGGAUCUCCCUGGCACGGGAACGGCUUUGCCGAACGGGACCUGGGAUCGGAUAACCUUCCAGUCGGGUGGGGAGACGACCACCGCUUACCAUCUCGACAACGUCGUCAUCGUGCAGCAGAUCGUUGUGACCCCCGAGAUUCUCUCGGCCGAGCCUCUCGCCGAAAACAUCAUCGCGGUGACGUCGCAGGGGGCGGUUGACUUUACCAAGAUUGCCGUCCAGCUGAACGGCAAGUCAGUCCGUGUCUCGAACAGCACGAGCUAUGUCCCCGUCGGCUCGCCGUCCAAACUCAUCACCUACCUCACUCUGGCCUCGAACUUCGCGCCGGGCGCACUGGUCAUCACGAGCCCCACGCUCUCGAUCAACUACACGCUGCCCGCCGCGCAGUCGAUGUCCAUCGACAAAACCAAGUCGACGCCCAUCUCGCCCCUCAUCUACGGCGUCAACUUCCCCGUCUCCGCGUCGUACAUCCAGGACCUCGGCGUGACGAUCAGCCGCUGGGGCGGCAACGCGGUGACCGCGUACAACCCGGCCGGGCAGUUCACCAACGCGGGGAACGACUGGUACUUCGAGAACCGGGUCGCCUCGCCGCCGGAUGCGGAUGCGUGGAUGGGCUGGGUCGGCGGCGCGGGGAGCGGCAGUUUGUUGACCGUCCCGGCGCUGGACUGGGUCGCCAAGGACGCCACGUCGUACUCGUAUCCCGUCUCCGUCUACGGCAACCAGAGCUCCCACGAUCCAUACAACACCAAUGCCGGAUCAGGUCUGUACGCGAACGGGUCCUACGUGACGCCCACGCCCAGCCAGACCAACGCCUACACGCCGUGGAGCGUCUCGCAGGCCGUGACGUGGCUGCAGGGACUCACGCACAAGCCGACGCUCAUCUCGAUCGACAACGAGAUUGAGAUUACCAGCAACACGCACCAGGACAUGCACCCCAACCCGAUGGGAUACGACGAGGAGCUGGCGCGGAUGCUGAACUACUCCCUGGCGAUCAAGACCGCGCUCCCGAACACGCAGAUCGCUAUGCCCUCGACCUGUGCCUGGUGGUAUUACUGGACGAGCUCGAUCGGCUACACGGACAACGCCGCGCACAACAACACGGACUUCAUCCCGUGGUUCCUGCAGCAGAUGGCCGCGGCGGAGAAGACGCACGGGAAGCGGCUGCUGGACUACCUCGACCUGCACUACUACUUUGCGCCCGACGUCAGCGCGAACGACGCGGCGGCAAAGGCGCUGCGGCUGCGCAUGUCGCGAUCGCUCUGGGUGCGCAUACAGUGUGCUUUGGAGCCAGCCGACUGGAGUCUGAAUCAACUUUAGGACACGACGUAUGUGGACGAGUCGUGGAUCGGACAGCCCGGGCAGCAGAACCACCAGCCCGCCCCGACCAUCGUGCAGCUCAUCCCGCGCAUGAAGGCGCUCAUCAACCAGUACUACCCCGGCACGAAGCUCUCGCUGUCCGAGUUCGACUCGACGCUCGACACGGACAUCACCGGCGGGCUGCUCACGGUGGACAUGCUCGGCAUCUUCGGCCGGUCCGGGCUCGACAGCGCGACCUACUGGGCGACGCCGGACGAGAACGGCCCCGUCGGGCUGGCGUACUGGCUCUUCCGCGGGUUCGGGACGUUCUUCGGCGCCUCUACCGCGCAGGUCACGCUCUCCACGCCCAACCCGGACACCCAGGGCGUCUUCGCCGCGACGGACAAGAACGGGACGCUCUCGCUCGUCGUCGUGAACAAGAACCCGCAGGUGCCGGUGAGCUUUGCGGUGCAGAAGAUGCCCGCGGGGACGUACUUUGUGCGCCACUUUGGCGGCGCGGCGGGCGUGGCCAAGUGGCAGGGCCAGGUGCACAUCAAGACGGGGUCGUACAUCGUCGUCCCGGCGUACACCGCCGCAUUCUUCAAGCAGAUGUAGUAAUCCAAUGUAAUUUGUCGCAUAGCCCCGAAUCUCCUACGAAAUAUAUCCCCAGCAACAGCAUGAAG
Mycena citricolor is the source of this 4327-nucleotide messenger RNA. NCBI's taxonomy places the organism in Eukaryota, Fungi, Basidiomycota, Agaricomycetes, Agaricales, Mycenaceae. The record is from the annotation of a GenBank genome assembly.